Ruditapes philippinarum (Manila clam) is the source of this 3071-nucleotide messenger RNA. RefSeq lists its product as uncharacterized. The transcript has 11 exons. Gene Ontology annotation, biological process: monoatomic anion transport; transmembrane transport. Lineage: Eukaryota; Metazoa; Mollusca; Bivalvia; Venerida; Veneridae. Bases 10 to 1884 code for a protein of 624 amino acids. Gene Ontology annotation, molecular function: transmembrane transporter activity. The record is from RefSeq and is a predicted model, not a curated record.
GUAAAAAAGAUGUCGGAAUCACCGCAAGUGUCUCCGAAAGGAACGCCUGAUGGCGAGGAGAAGAAAGUUCAAACCACCGAGCCUCCAAUAGCGAGCGUCAAAACACCUCUAGACCGCGUUAAAGCCAGUGGAAAUAAAGAAUUACAAAGACAGAGUAGCACAGGCUCCGCUCGGAGAAUUAGAACAAUUAGCAGCAUGAGUAGUGGAUCGAGAGGGAGGUCGGACUCUAUAUCAAGUUACUCCCGCCGACCGAGUUUGAGUCUUGGUCAUGCCGACUCUCUCCCUAUGUUUUUAGAAAAGCCGACCGCGGAAGAUGUGGACCUCGAUCAAGUUGCCAUGGACAAGGAAUUACCAUGGUGGACUUCAAAACGUUUGUUGCUGUCGUUGACAUGCUUUAUCGGUUUCUUCUUCCUGUACUCCGUACGUGUCAAUCUCAGUACAGCUAUCGUCUGCAUGAACAAAGCAACAGACGACGCGUCUAGCAAUACAACAACAACAACACAAACGCCAGCGUUCACAUACGUUAAUACUACGUUAACUAACGGAACUGUUAUAAGCGUCACAGUUCCAACGGUAUCAACUACAGCAGAUCCGGAUGUACUUGUUUGCAAACUGUUAACUGAAUCGAAAGAUCUAAAUGCAGAAUUUGCAUGGUCGAAAGGACUUCAGGGACUUAUUCUAGGAGCGUUUUUCUGGGGUUACACCGCCAUGCAAAUCCCUUCGGGAUUUCUUAGCGACAGAUUCGGACCAAGGAUUACCGUGGCAUGUGGGAUGUUCCCUGUUGCUAUUUUGACCAUAUUGUCACCAUGGUUGGCAAGAGGAAGUCCAUAUCUUUUGCUUGUUGGAAGAGUGUUCAUAGGUGUAGGAGAGGCAAUGAUGUACCCAGGUAUGCAGUCACUGUGGGCAAAGUGGGCUCCACCUCAUGAACGAAGUAGACUUGUCGGAUUCGCAUUUGGAGGGUCACAAUUAGGAAACGCCCUGACCUUCCCAUUUGCUGGGCUGUUAUGUGCGUAUGGUUUUGAUGGAGGGUGGCCGUCUGUGUUUUAUGUAACAGGUACGCUAUGUUUGCUAUGGUGUUGUCUGUACGUGUUCUUUGCGCGGGAUAGCCCCGGGGAGAUGAAAGGAAUUAAACCAAUUGAACGGAAAUACAUCGAACAGUCACUGGGUGUGUACGGGCAAACAGUCGAGGAAAGACUUCGAAAGCGAGUAAAAAAGUUAAACAUGCAAAGUUGGUCUAAAUUAAAACAAUCGAAUUAUAACGGUGCCUUUUCUAUGAUACCGUAUUUGGUAUUUUGGAUGUUUACUAUAAUUGGCGGGCAGAUUGCUGAUGUUCUUAUUACAAAAGAAAUUCUGACCAUUGAAUGGACUCGGAAAUUAUGCUGUGCUUUAGGCACAGUUAUUCCUGGCAUAUUUUUAGUCAUCACCGGUUACAUGGACUGCGAACAUCAAGUUGAAGCAGUUAUUUUCCUUACACUGUCUAUGGCGUUCUGUGGUUUUCAGUUUAGUUCAUUUUUCAUAAAUCAUGGUGACAUAGCACCGCGUUAUGCAGGAACUGUGUUCGGAUUUACAAAUACAGGGGCCAGCGUUCCCGGUAUUCUUGCUCCAUAUAUUGUAGGUGCGAUCACUCCUAAUAAAACUCGUGAAGAAUGGUUGGUAGCGUUUUAUAUAGCUGGGGCCCUUACUGCUAGGUUAAAGGGCAUAGGAAAAAUUAAAAACAUGUAUAAUAAUUUGGACAUUGUAGGAGAAGUUCAGGACUGGGCUAAAGAAGAGAUUGAUGACUAUGUAGAACCGGAAGAAGAAGCUUAUCCUUUGAAGGGUAUAAAAGAGGACGAUGAAGAUGAUGAUGGAAAUAAAACGGAAAAGAAUGGACUCAAGUCGGAUUAGAUGGAGUAAUAGAUUUAAAAGAAAAUAAAUCUAUAACAUCACUGAAUGUAAGAUUCACGCGCUUAGUUUUUAGAUUUUCAAUUACAAUGUACAACCUUAUUUUAAGAUCUUGAUAGUAGGAAAAUAGAUGGACUUAAAUUUAAGAACAUUUAAGAAAAAAUGCUUUAUACUAUGCCAAUUUAAACGGUUAUGUAUAAUGCUAUGUUGACGUUAGAUUAAUCGUAACCGUGAAAUCGGUAAACGCACGUGGUGCAGAUUGUUAUUGGAUCGUAAGUGGAUAUUUGACUAUCAUUGGACUAUGAUUGGACAACUUUUGUCUAAAGGGUUGCAAUUUUUGUGUUAUAUCGUAGCGACGGUUUAUGAUUGUGUUCUUUCAAUGAAAGAAACUGACAUAGGUUAGCAAUCUCCAUUAUACAUAUUGCUAUGGUAAAUAAUGGUGUUUUAAAACUAAGUUUCUUCCGAUGUUGUUAAAAGGUUUGCAAUCUCGAAUUUAUUUUGUGUUUUUUCUUUCUUUUGUUGUUGUUUUGGAAUGUAUUUGUAAAUUGUUUAUAAGUAUAGCUACUGUAUUUGUUUGGACAACUGUAUUCAAUUAUUGUUUUCUGUCAACGAAAAUAUUUGAAAGGAGAAAUUAAAUUUCCCCUGCAAUUAUAAAUAGCAAUUAAUAGUAUCUAACGAAGUUACAAUGUAACAUUUAUUUCAGUUCUUAUUGUGUUUUAAGAAACAUACUUACUUGAUAGAUAGCAAUUCGACAGACAUUUUUAGUAGUUGUUCUAUAGAGAUAAUUUUCAUUUUUUUAUAAGUUAAAUUAUCAUUGGCUUGUGUUAAAAACAACCGAGAGAUUUGUAUGGUAACACCGUGUUACUUUUUAAUAUCAAAAACUGAUAUCUUAGGUUACCACAAGAUUUGACGAUUAAUAUAGACUUAUAUUAAUGUAGUCAAGGGAAGUUUGAAAAGGCGAGAUUGUGACGAACUUUAUAACUUUUUUAUGGGAGAAUAACAAUUUUAGUAAAUUACAAAUAAUUUAAGGUUCUUUCUAUAAUAUUUUUAAAUACAUGUUUAAAGUCAGAAUCGGGCUAAACGACAAAAUUAUCAGCGCCAUUAUUAUAUUUAAUAUGAGUGUAGAUGAAAAAACGUGUAAUUGGUUAUAUAACAAUUGAAAAUUAACAUUCAACAUCUUGUGAUAAAAG